This is a messenger RNA of Trichoderma reesei QM6a, 1773 nucleotides long. RefSeq lists its product as uncharacterized. Gene Ontology annotation, molecular function: protein binding. The record is from RefSeq and is a predicted model, not a curated record. The annotation marks the transcript as partial. The transcript is spliced from 2 exons. NCBI's taxonomy places the organism in Eukaryota, Fungi, Ascomycota, Sordariomycetes, Hypocreales, Hypocreaceae.
GAUGUCUCCAGAAACAGCCGCGAGUCCGAUGAGGCGACAAAUACCUCGCAAGAGCCCAUUUCGUUCAAGUCUUCGGCAACGACGAGCGCGAGCUCGCUAUCAGGCAUCAACGAGGGACCCGAAUACCUGCCCGAUGAGGACUCUCCCGGGAGCUCGAUUAUCGAGGGAAACUUGCCUCGAGGCCAAUCGUUGCAGCACCUCCAGAACCGCAGGCAAGACUAUCCACAACGCGUAUCGAGUGUGCCAAUUGACGGCAUUCGCGCUCCGUCCAACCCGGAGCUGGUGGACAGCGCAGGCAAUAUCAGGCGCCACCUGACUCCCAUGUCCAACAACAUGAGCAGAAGCUCCCUGCCGCGCCCUCAGUCUGCGUACUCGGUCGUCUCCGAUGUACAGCGAGGCCGCUCUCCUGGCUUGAUGCCUGGCAACUCGCACAUGCGCGCCCCCUCGGUGCAGUCGCGAAAAUCGCCCGAUGUCCGCCAAUCAACAUACGCCGAGCUUCUCAACACGCCUUAUCCCCAACAGGCGCCCCCUCCCAUCACGCUGGACAAUUCGGGACUUCGAAAUGUGGUGGGCAACAACGCUUCGCUGCUUAGUGUCCAGAAGACGCUCGAGAUGUACCGCCAGAACGUCAAGAAGACGAAUGACUUUGCGGUUCAAUAUUCUUUUGCCGUCUUUCUCAUCUCUGUGGCCCAGGAGCAAGGCCUCGACUUUUCGGACCCGAAAGGGCGCAAGCACAACCCGCAGCCGUUCCGCGACCUGGAUAGCCCCGUUGUCGAGGCUACCGUGGCCAGCCCCUAUGAGCUGGUCCGAGAGGCUCGACAGAUUCUGCAACGGCUGGCCAGCGCAGGCUAUCCGUUUGCGCAGUACUACCUGGCCGAUGGCUUUGCCUCUGGCCUCUUCAACAAGGGCAAGGAAGACCACAACCAAGCCUUCCCUCUCUUUGUCCUUGCCGCCAAGCACGGCCAUGCUGAGUCGGCAUAUCGAACUGCUCUCUGCUACGAGUUUGGCUGGGGUUGCCGGAAGGACCCUGCCAAGGCGGUUCAGUUCUUGCGCUCCGCUGCCUCCAAGAGACAUCCGGGAGCCAUGACCCGCCUUGGCAAGGCGUGCCUCUCCGGAGACUUGGGUGAAAAGCGAUAUCGCGAGGGCAUCAAGUGGCUGAAGCUGGCUGCAGAGUCUGCUGACGCGCAGUACAACGCCGCCCCUUAUCAUCUGGGAUGCCUGUACGAGACGGGCUAUGGCGACGACAUAUUCCAAGACCUCAACUAUGCGGCCGAGCUGUUCACGCAAGCCGCAGAGCUUGGACACCCCGAGGCCAACUUCCGCAUGGGCGACGCUUACGAGCACGGGCGUCUCAACUGCCCCCGUGACCCAGCCCUCAGCGUUCACUUCUACACCGGCGCUGCCGAACGAGGACACGCCGCCGCCAUGAUGGGCCUGUGUGCCUGGUACAUGGUUGGGGCUCCGCCCAUACUGGAGAAGGACGAGGAAGAGGCGUAUGAAUGGGCUCGCCGAGCGGCCGAUAUGGGCUAUGUCAAGGCUCAGUACGCCGUCGGUUACUUUACGGAAAUGGGCAUCGGAUGCAGACGAGACAUCCUCGAGGCCAAUGUUUGGUACGUCAAGGCCGCAGAUGCUGGGGACGAGAGAGCCAAGCAGCGGCUGGCCAUCAUCCAGGCAGCCGUCAGCGGCCAAGGGACUCCCAUGGAGGUUGCCGCUCCCCGAAGCGGCAAGCUGGCGAAGGGAAGCAAAGAUGACAAGGACUGCGUUGUCAUGUGA